This is a messenger RNA of Ochlerotatus camptorhynchus, 2361 nucleotides long. Its product is annotated as protein-glucosylgalactosylhydroxylysine glucosidase-like. The record is from RefSeq and is a predicted model, not a curated record. Gene Ontology annotation, molecular function: hydrolase activity, hydrolyzing O-glycosyl compounds. Gene Ontology annotation, biological process: carbohydrate metabolic process. NCBI's taxonomy places the organism in Eukaryota, Metazoa, Arthropoda, Insecta, Diptera, Culicidae. Bases 1 to 2361 code for a protein of 786 amino acids. The transcript has 4 exons.
AUGACUAAUCCAAUCGCCAGCGUCAUCAUCGAUCGUUUCUCCGAUAUCUUAUCACAUUUCAAAAGCACCAAAUUCAUAUCGCUUAAAGUCGAAUACCCAAUCGGUUCAGCUCAGUUCAGCAGUCAAGCUCCGCGGCAGAACAGCUUUCCGGAGGCGUCAGCUGUCCCAACGCUAUCGAACGGGAAUCUGGGAUUCACCGUAUUCAGCGAUAGCGUCUUCCUGACCGGAGUGUACAAUCGAGGCGAGUUUACUGGCCUUGGACCGGAAACGCAUCGUGCACGCAUUCCCAAUUAUGCUAAUUUCCAACUAACACGCUGCAGCCGUCCGGAAACUAAUCCACCGGAUUGUAGCUACCAACUGGACAUCAAGACCGGCCGGUUCCGAACAGUCUACGAAGAUACCGAUCAGCAAUACCGCCUCAUUCACAGUGUCUAUCCGCAUCGGUACUUCAAUCAUGCCAUAGUAAAUCACUUCCGCAUCCAACGCCUCAACGGUCGAGGUGUGAUCCAAGCAACGAUACUGCGAAUCAUGGGAGUGCCAUCUCCAGAUAUCAGAUUUGAGCCGGCUCAGCGCGUGCUUAUUCGUGGCCAGACGUUCUUGUAUCAAUGUGGAUGGACUCAUGAGGUCGAAGAUCCGGAGCUUCAAGUUACGAGAACCGAAGUGUGCUUCUAUUAUCAAGAUUAUCCAACUAUGUUUGAACUACCAACGGACAGAACAAGUGAAGAGUUCAGUUACUUCACGGUUUAUGCCAAUAGUAGGGCAGAGGCCGAGGGAGAACUGAACUUCAUAACGAUGAGUAGCGUACAAAACAUUGAGCAAGCUCAGACUAACUUCAUGAACGGAAUGUGGGAUAAAUACGGGAUUACCGUUGACGGAAAUGACGAACUGGACCGAGCCAUCAAGGUCAGUGCCUUCCAACUGUUCAGCAAUGUUCCGAACAUGUUCACACCUAUUCGGGUGAAAACCUUCGGGAUAUCUCCAUCCGGAAUUGGACGAAACGAUUUCCUGGGACACGUAAUGUGGGAUUUUGACAUGUGGAUGUUCCCGAUCAUUCAACUUUUAGAUCCACUUGUUGCCCGAGAAAUGUUGGACUACAGAACCAAAACGAUUCGUAGGGCAUUGGCCGGAAACGCUGCCAUGAAUCAAUACGAAGGCUGGCAGUAUCCUUGGGCCUCGGCAGCCACUGGCCGCGAAGUUACGACAUCUCCGGAGGCAGCCGAGCUAAUGCAUCACAUCACAGCAGAUGUAACAUUCGUUAUUCGACAGUACCUGUACGCAACUGAUGAUUAUUCGUGGCUACAUGACGUGGAAAACUGUGAACUGUUGUAUGAAAGUGCUCGCUUUUGGAAGAACCGAACGGUGUACAACCCCUCCACAGAUAAGUUCGACAUUCCAUCGGUGACGGGUCCCGAUCAAAUGAAUCCGAACGUAACCAACAAUGUGUUCACCAACGUUGCUGCAGCUCACAACCUAUUUUUAGGCGAAUUUGGUGGAUGCAUGUGUAGCGAUCUUUGGCGGAGAGACUUAAACUUGAAGGAUUUAGUUCGAGUGGCGAAGAGUUUGCACUUGCUAUACGACGAACUUGAUGACUUCAAUCCCCAGUUUGAAGGAUUCAUCAAGGGACAACAAACCGGUCAAGCUGAUGCCGUGCUGCUUGGAUAUCCCUUGGACAUACCCAUGACUGAUUCAACGAAGCGACGUAACCUGGAGAUAUAUGGCUCUACCACCGUAGAAAACACUCCGCCAAUGACCUGGUCGAUGCAUACCAUCGGGUGGCUCGAGCUGAACGACCUGACCCGAGCAGCGGAAUAUCUUCACCGUAGUUAUCAACCGUACUUGCGAGCACCGUUCUACGUGUGGAACCAAAGUCCUACGGGCUCCCCUGGGGCUUCAAAUUAUGUCUCCGGAGCAGCUAGUUUUCUGCAUACCAUAAUCAACGGCUACGGUGGCAUCCGGUUGCGCAAUGAAGAACUCGUAUUGGAUAGGCCUCGUCUACCACCGGGCACUACCCGGCUUUAUAUUCCGCAAAUAAACUUCAACAGAUACAGCUUUGCGCUGGAGGUACGCCAGGAUGGAAGAUUUUCAAUUUUGCAGCAUGCAAUGCCAACGGCGCCACAGCUUAGGAUCAUAGCCGAUGGUCAGGAGUACAAACCUUGUGGUCCAGGACAGUCAUGCGUCGUUCACGGAUCGCACAACGCCAGCUUGAAAUUGGUUCGAAACUUUCAGCCGAGGUGCACGUUGAAACCGACUACGCUGAACAUGAAGCUGGCAGAUCAGAACGGCGGCGGCGUUGUCGCAAGGAUCAGUCCGAUGAUCUUCGUAACGGUCUUAGUGGCGGCCAUGCUUAAUAAACUGUUUUAA